AUGACAACACCCAACGGCGGCGCAUGGUACAACAGCGGCCCCGGGCCAUCCUACAGCAAUAAUAGCAAUGGCUAUGGCUCAAAUCCUUACCACCAAACAACCCCGAUCGCACCAGGUCGUCAGCAGUCCUCAACCCCGAUCCGACUGCAGCCGCCACCGCCGUCGACAAACCGCUACAGUAACUUCGAAAUCACUAUUCCGGUUAACCGCUGGCCUGCUAGUCAUUCGAAUAGCGGUACUCCGAAUACUCCCAGCACACAGUCUAAUUCUAUGGAUCCGCACUUGACCUUGAUUUCUAUGGCCGAGGGUUACUUUGAGGCUGCGCAUGCGAGUGGAUACAGAGCAGCUUUGGCAAAGGGGGGUGGGGAUGCGAAGGCCUAUUAUAAGUUGAUUGCUACGGGGUUGAGGGCCCUGGAGGCGGCUUUGCAGUGCCGACUUCAACCAAGAUUAGAAGCUAUGGUCAGGCUACGAUAUGCUGGGAUAUUACAUGAGGAGACGGAGAAUGGGGAUGAAGCUGAAGAUGCUUUAAAUAAAGGAAUUAUGCUAGCGCAAAGGGGCAACUUCACCGAUAUCAAAUACACCAUGCAACAUCUUCUUGCGCGUAUUAUGCUACGAACCACCCCAAAAGCUUCUCUAAAGAUGCUCAAUUCCUGUAUUGCCGACUCGGAGACCCUCGAUAUGGUCCACUGGACAUAUUCGUUCCGAUUCCUUCGAUGUAAUAUCCUGAUGGAGGAUUCCCCACUACACGAUGAGCAGGGCGCAAUAACUACUCUUCAAAAGAUAUCGGGUACUGCAGCCGCACGUCAUGACCACGGGAUAUAUCUACUCGCAAGCUUAAUGGAGACAAUGAUCUCGGUUUCUUCUGGGGCUGACGGAAUUGAGGCGGCCAAUCGUGCGUUGGCAAGAGCGAAUUCUUUACAGCUGGAAAGUAUGCAAGGGAUGGAGCAAUUGGGUAUCUUACGGCAAAUGUUGGAUAUCAUGUGCUCACUCAUGGCUGGGCGCUAUAGCGAGAGCGAGGUAAAGGUCAAGGUACUGCACGGAAUGCUCGACCAUAGUUCAAAGGCCCAGAUAUGGACGCCCAGUGGGGAAUUUGAAAUAUUAAUUAAUCCCGUGCGGCUCGGGAGACCCGAGGAAAAACUAAAGUUCAAAUGGUUGACCAAAGAAGAUAUUUUCGUGUUGGGAUACUUCAUUAGCGGCCUCUGCAAGUUCCAGAAAAAUGUCGAAGAAGUGGGGCGCGGGGAGAAAUACCUGCAGGAAGGCCUCAGGUCUAUAGAACGUCUAUUGAAGGAAGAUCCCGCUGGCACGACCUCGCUUGUGGGGGCUAUGAACAAGUCUACAUGGAGGCAAACGCUGAAAUGUCAUGUUAUGCUCUACCACACUUUCCUCCUCUGCGUGAGAACAGAUUGGGACGGCGCUAUUAAGGGAUUCAACAACCUCCAACAAGCCUUCUCGGUGCUACCACCUCAAAGAUCCCUCCUACCAACACUAAUCACCUACCUACAAGCCGUAAUAUCCCAUGGCACGAACCAAUUGGACCAGGCCCUAGAGCUCUAUAAACUAGUCUACACGACUGUCCAAUCUCCGGAUUCAGAGAUAUCAAUAAUCUCCAAACUGAACUCCAUCAUAAUUCUCCGGCCGCGCGACUCCCGUGCAGCAGAACAUUUGAUGACUACGGUAGAGAAGCCCUGCACAUCGACCAAAAACUACCUCAUGAAGGCGGCGUACAUGGCCGUCAAAGCCACGGAGCGAGGCGAGCUGGUCAAGACAAAGAACUACCUGAGUUUGGCCCUGCAGCUUGCUACGCAAACAACGAAUCAGCAGUUGACAUUCAUCUUGCUUAGCUUCAUGUGUCACAGAUUCUUUUCGGGCGUAGUUAGCGAGCAGGCUGAGAAAAGUGCUAGGGCAGCGCUGCAGAAUGCUGCGCGUGGGAGGGAUAGCUUGUGGAGUCUUAUGGGGGGUGAGAUGUUUGCUGACUGCCUGGCGAGAAAGGGUAAUGAGUACGAGGCUAUGAGACAAAGAGACCUCAACGAGGAACCCAGAAACGCGGUUGUUGCGAACUUGACCCGGCAUAUGCUCCCGGAUGAGCAUGCCGGUAGAGGAGUAGGGUUUCACGAAGUUGUCUAAAAAGUGCUGGGAGUGCUAGAGUUAGGGUAGAUAGGCGACGUUUGCAUUGGAUUCUUUUACGGACUUCGGUUUUUUCAUUUUUAACUCUAUUUCUGUCUCGAGGAAGGUAUGGUGUAAUAUGUUUCCUUACAGUAGACGAUAUCUUUUAUUCGUCGCCGUCGCGGGUAUUUG
Messenger RNA from Tuber melanosporum (Perigord truffle), 2295 nucleotides. RefSeq lists its product as uncharacterized. Gene Ontology annotation, molecular function: double-stranded DNA binding. NCBI's taxonomy places the organism in Eukaryota, Fungi, Ascomycota, Pezizomycetes, Pezizales, Tuberaceae. The record is from RefSeq and is a predicted model, not a curated record. Gene Ontology annotation, biological process: maintenance of mitotic sister chromatid cohesion; mitotic sister chromatid cohesion. The transcript is spliced from 8 exons. Gene Ontology annotation, cellular component: chromatin; SMC loading complex. The coding region runs from base 1 to 2124 and encodes 707 amino acids.